This is a messenger RNA of Oncorhynchus keta (chum salmon), 5074 nucleotides long. RefSeq names its product myelin protein zero-like protein 1. Gene Ontology annotation, cellular component: focal adhesion; cell surface; membrane. The record is from RefSeq and is a predicted model, not a curated record. Bases 344 to 1156 code for a protein of 270 amino acids. The transcript has 6 exons. NCBI's taxonomy places the organism in Eukaryota, Metazoa, Chordata, Actinopteri, Salmoniformes, Salmonidae.
GACCAGCAGAGGUCCCUAAUGGUCAUUGUGUUAAAAACUCUUGAGUAAUUUACUAUUUUUCAGCACAAUUUGGUGAAAGCCCAAAAGGCUUCAGAAGUCCUUGGUUUCCACAUCAUUAGGCUUUAGCUUUCUGGUUCUGUUGCUCGUUGAUACUUGUAUCGGUUGGCUCUGGUCUUGAGAGCGGCACGCAGCCUGGGAGACGGUGCCGCCAGUCAAGCGCUGUUUAGGGCUUGGACGCCCCACGAACAUUGCUUACAGGAAGAGGGUGCAGUGGAUGAGCAGCUGGACGCUGGUUAACGUUAGACCUAAAAACAGGGAGGGCAAUAUUGAUACAUUCUAAAUUAUGGAGUUAAGACGGACAAACCCAGCGUGCAAUUGUGUUUUACUAUGUGGAAUAACCUUAUGUCUUAUUUUCGGUAUAAAUCGAACAUUCGCUAUAGAGUUGUACGCCCCGGCGGAAGUGCUGGUUGAGAAUGGCACCACGGGGAUCCUCAAGUGUUCCUUCAAGUCCAGGGAAGUGAUCAGCAGUGCAGCCACAGUCAUCUGGUCGUUUUGCCCGGCGGGAUCCGAUGCCGGAAGCGCUGUUUCCAUUUUCUAUUACACUUCUGCAAACCACUACCCAGGGAGUGUGGCUCAAUUCAAAGACAGGGUGAAAUGGGCGGGAGACCUGAACAAAAAAGAUGCCUCAGUCCAUUUAAUUGAGGCGCAGUUCAACGACAAUGGCACCUACUCAUGUGCCGUGAUUAACCCGCCUGACAUAUCUGGCACUGCCGCUCAGACACAGCUCAAGGUCGUCAUCAAAGAGUCUCUCCCUCAAGACAACACGGCCGUCGUAGUGGCCGCCGUGUGUGGCGCCGUCAUUGGGCUUAUCCUCAUCUCUGUGGUUACCUGCCUGAUCAUCAAGAGGCAUCAAACCACCCAUGAAUACGAAGGCUGCACGUCAGUGGAGAGUGUGAGCUCCCACGCCACACGCCCGGGGGGGAAGAAACCAGAGUCCAGCUUGGAGGGCUCCAGGUGUAGCAGCCACUCCACCCCGGUCCAGGUAGGAGCUACAGGACCGGUGAUAUACGCCCAGUUGGAUCACACAGGCACCAAGAACCCCAACUCAUUCCACAAGAUGGAGCCAGUGGUCUACGCUGACAUAAGGAAAAACUGAAGAGAACUGGAGACCAAAAUGGACAGGCCACCAUAGCACGCUGCUUUGGGAUGGGUGGAUGGGGGUUGUUUAAAUACAAGGUUAGAAUUUAUGCUGUUUUGAAAGAUUGUUUUUUUGUCAUUAAUUUGUCCUUUUGUCUGCUGAAAGCAUUCAUUGCAUGUUCAUGUGUGUGGUAAAACAGUUACGCUACCAAGGAUUAAUACAAUACCGAGAUUAGAGAAGCACUGUCUUCAGAAAGUAUUCAUACCCCUUGAUGUCCUCCACAUUUUAUUCUGUUACAGCCUGAAUUCUAAAUGGAUAUGUUUUUUUUUGUUUUACCAAGCUACCCACAAUACCACAUGCCAGUGAUAACAUGUUUUUGUUAGCAAAUUUAUUGAAAAUGAAAUACAGAAAUAGUCGAUUUACAUAAGUAUUCACACCCCUCUGUCAAUACAUGUUAGAAUCACCUUUGGCAGUUAUCACAGCUGUGAGUCGUUCUGGGUAAGCCUCUAAGAGCUUUACACACCUGAAUUGUUAAGUAUCUGCACAUGUAUUAUUUAAAAAUUCUUACAUUUCUGUCAAGUUGGUUGUUGAUCUUUGCUAGACAGCCAUUUAAGUUUUACCAUAGAUUUCCAAGCCCAUUUAAGUCCAAACUGCAACUAGGCCAAUCAGGAAUAUUCAAUGUCGUCUUGGUAAGCAACUCCAGUGUAUAUUUGGCCUUGUGUUUUAGGUUAUUGUCCUACUGAAAAGUGAAUUUGACUCCUAGUGUCUGUUGGAAAGCAGACUGAACCAGGAUUUCCUCUAGGAUUUGUGCCUGUGCUUGGCUCUAUUCCGUUUAUUCCCCCCCCCACAAAAACUCCCUAGUCCUUACCAAUAACAAGCAUGUUACCUGUAACAUGAUGCAGCCACCACCAUGCGUGUUACUCAGUGAUGUGUUGUCGGAUUUGCCCCAAACAUAUCUCUCUGUAUUCAGGACAUAGUUAAUUUCUUUGCCACAUGUUUUGAAGUUUUACUUUAGUGCUUUAAACAAAAUGCAUGUUUUUGAAUAUUUUUAUUCUGUACAGGCUUCCUUCUUUUCACUCUGUCACUUAGGUUAGUAUUGUGGACUAACUACAAUGUUGUUGAUCCAUCCUCAGUUUUCUCCUAUCACAGCCAUUAACUGUUUUAUAGUCACCAUUGGACUCAUGGUGAAAUCCCUGAGCGGUUUCCUUCCUCUCUGGCAACAGAGUUAGGAAGGAAGUCCAUGCAACUUAUGUGUCUUGUUAAGCACAUUUUACUCCUGAACUUAUUUAGGCUUGCCACAACAAAGGGGUUGAGUAAACUCAUUGUAAAAAUGUAUGACAACAUAAUUCAACAUUGACAUUGUGUGUAGACCAAUGACACAAUCUCAAUAUAAUAUUUUUUUAAAUUCAGGCUGUGAAUACUUUCUGAAGGCACUGUCCAUUAACUGCAUGUGUAGAAAGUGUAAAAUACAUAGGCUUUGGUUGUGAUUUUGUUUUACAAUCCAGGGACCAUGAUAACAUGUUAACCAUCAGCUCAGUCCCAACACAUUGGAUGUUAAAUUGAUGGUUUAGAUAUAGGAUAACUGAAAUGCAUUGGUGUUUUGUCUGCAAUCAUGUUGCCUUCACAAAAUUGUUACCUUGUAACAUAUUUAGAUUAACUCCAUAUAUCACGCCGGUAUACAGCCACGGAAAGCCUCAUGGUGAAAUUACUUUGGUGUAUUGUCCUAUAGGUUGGCACAUUGCAUUGAUAUAUCCAUGACUAAAACCCUACCUGCCACUGGCUUAGAAACUGAACUGUUAAAUGGAAACAUAGACAAUGACCAUUUUUUUUGACAUUGCUUUUAUUGAAUAGAUAUUAUACACUGUUUACAUGUAAUUUAUUAAUUAAGCACUAAUUAUGACAAAAACCCUGUUUGACAUAUUUUGGUUUUGACAUCUGUUUUAGAUUUCGUGAUCAUGUGAGACUGAUAAUAUCAUGUGCCAAAUAUCUUCCAUUAACAACUCUACUUUGACGUUUCACUGUGCUUUAAAUAUAUUCAAGGUUCACAUUAUAAGUCUUUAUUUUAUGUUACAAAGCCAAAUGUUUCUAUUCCAAUGAGUCAAUCAUGUUUGAUGGAAGAGAUGCAUUAGUAGUCCGUUUAAAGAGCAACUGAACGUAAUAAGCAACUUUCCCUUUUGAGAAGAGGCUAUGUGGCGUCUAUGAGUCAAACAUUUAUUUUAGUGUCAGAAUUGACAACAAAGUGUAAAUAGGAUAAUUUGGGUCAAAGUCAGUCUCUUACAAAACAGAUUUGUGAGACAAUUUUUUCCUAAUUAUAUGUCAUGGAAUGAAGGGUACCAUAAACUCAACCCCAGGAUAACUGUUAUUGCAAACCUGUCCACAGCUGGAAGUGCCCAAGUAAUCAUUAAUUUGGAGCGCAGCUGCACGUGACCUGAUAUAAUGUUCAUGUUGAAUUUGGUUUGACAUUAGAUAUCCUUAUGAGCGUAGUUGGGGACCAUCAGUGAAUUACACAAUGUACAUGGGACAAUAUUUUUAAAUGCAAAUAGCUCCAAAUGUCAAUGACUUGACCUCAAACCAAGUGUAAAUUGUUGAAAUUCAUGUACAAAUAUUCACAGCAAUUAAUGAGACAAUUAAAAGGUGUGCAACAAGAAAUGUUGGUUCCAUUUAUAUAGUGUAAUUUAUUGACAGUCCCUAACUAGCCCCACAGAUGGGCUAUCCAAAGUCAAACCAAUUUUGCCAAGGUCUCACACCAGCUAGCUGAAGCUAAUUGGCAAAUUAAGUUGACCAGCUUGCUAGCUAGGCUAGGCUACUUCCAGACACAAUACCUGGUUACACUGUUUCAAGUUAUCUAGAAAGGUGAGUGACUGUAACUGUGUACUGUUCCGGUAGAGUGAAAGUGCAAACUCUUCCCAUGUUCAAAACACACACUAGACACCCACAUCAAAGCUCGUUUUCAGUCGCAUUUCCUAAUGAGGAGAAUUGAAACCAAGUCUAAAUCAGGACAUUCAACCCCUCUUAAUGUUUUCCUUGAUUUCUAAAUGCAGUUGUUUUACCCCGACCAACAUUUAUGUAUAUGGAUAGUUUAAUGUACGUCAAAUAUAGUGCUCCUUACUGUAAUCCAUUCCUUUCUGCUCAAUGGUAGUAUCUCUUGGUGUUUUAACAAAAUAAUCAAUUAUGUGUUUCAGAAUUCCAAUUUAAAAUUGUGUAUCUUUUAUUUUUAUUAAAUGCUCUGUCUUGAUGCUGAGCCCUCCACUGUCAUGUCUUAAAAAUCCAUCUUUAGUGUUUUUAACUAUGUUUUCGCUGUUGACAAAAUGGUUUUGAUCACCGUAAGAGUGCUAGAGGAAGAGUAAUUUCUUUAUUCCAAAACUGCCUUAUCCACUAGUCCUGCAAAAUAUAGCAAAAGUUAUUGACAAUUUACAUUCCAAAAAAUACAUAAAAUACUGUAGCUUAUCUUGUGCUUAUGCAGUAUUAGAGGGUGUGUGUGUGUGGUAAUAGUUAAGGUAGUAUUGUCCUUAAUGCAUUAUGAAAAAGCGUUUUGUUUACAGUCCGCUCAGAUUCUAAAAAAUUACGGUGUCAGUUUACAAAACCCAUUCCACUGUUACGUGUCUUAAGUGUGAAGUCGUACUUUUAGCAAUAUAGUGUGUGUCAUUUGGUGCUUGUUUAUAUAAUAUUGUAUGUUGCAAAACCUGCACUAUAUCCCGCAUAUCAAAGACCACAAGCACUAUAUGAUUUUAUUUUUCUUCUUCUGUUCGAUGUCUUAACUGGAAUGUAGUACAUUUAGUGCCUUUUGUAUUUCAUCUACCAUCUUGAACACCUGCUCUCGCUCUUUUAUUGUUUUCUAAUUUAUUUACUUCCUUCAUUGUAUGUGUUUUUUUAUACAUAUAGAAAAACAAACCUCUGUAUCUGAUGUUCAAAUGUUAUAUAAAAGCCAUUUCCUGA